CGCUUCCGCCGGGCCAUGGGGCCGCGCGUGCUGCUGCCGCCGCCGCCGCCGCCGCCGCCGCCGCCGCCCCUGCUGCUGCUGCUGCUGCUGCGGGCGCUGCUGCUAUCGGCGCUGCUGUGCGGGGCCGAGGGGGCCGCGUCCCCGUCGCCGCGCCCGGUGCAGGCCACGCUGUCGCCACCGCCCGCCGUGACGAACGGGAGCCAGCCGGGCCCGCCGCACAACAGCACGCACUCGCGACCGCCGGACUCGCCGGGCUCGCCGCUGCUGCGCUCCUUCUACGUGCUCACGGGCCUCAGCGGCCUGGCCGCGCUCUACUUCCUCAUCCGGGCGUUCAGGUUGAAGAAGCCACAGCGGAAGAGGUACGGCCUUCUGGCCAACACCGAGGACCCCACGGAGAUGGCUUCGCUGGACAGCGACGAGGAGGUCGUCUUUGAGACCAGGAAUCUGAGAUGAUGCUCAGGUCAGGGAGGCAGCGUUGCCAGAAGCUCCGGGGAGAGGACAAGAGACGGAACCGGCUCCCUAGCGUCUGGCGUGCCCCACUGACCGCCUGCCGGCUGUGACGCAGACUCCGCAAGCUCGCGUGGGUCCUGCCUAGCUCGCCUACUCUGCCCGAGGCCGCUUUGGCCCUUCGCCCAGACAGGACUGUCGAGGAUGCUGGGUGGGAACCAGAGAGGCCCUGGAGGCCUUAUACAGGACCUUGAGACUGGUGGGGCCGUGACUUGUGCCGUUCGCCCUCCUCUGUGGGGUGAGGCAGCCCCCGGCUACAGCCUGCCGGGGUGGGGGGGGGGGGGCGCCGGGCGGCCUGAGCGGCCUGUCUGGAAGCAUCUUCCCAGCGGGCUGGAGACAAUAAAGGGAGCAGUGGUUCUGUG
Panthera uncia (snow leopard) is the source of this 869-nucleotide messenger RNA. RefSeq names its product protein FAM174C-like. NCBI's taxonomy places the organism in Eukaryota, Metazoa, Chordata, Mammalia, Carnivora, Felidae. The record is from RefSeq and is a predicted model, not a curated record. The coding region runs from base 16 to 453 and encodes 145 amino acids. Gene Ontology annotation, cellular component: extracellular region. The transcript is spliced from 3 exons.